Osmerus eperlanus (European smelt) is the source of this 1585-nucleotide messenger RNA. RefSeq names its product mitochondrial ribosomal protein S5 (gene mrps5). Gene Ontology annotation, biological process: translation. NCBI's taxonomy places the organism in Eukaryota, Metazoa, Chordata, Actinopteri, Osmeriformes, Osmeridae. The coding region runs from base 91 to 1293 and encodes 400 amino acids. Gene Ontology annotation, molecular function: RNA binding; structural constituent of ribosome. The transcript has 10 exons. The record is from RefSeq and is a predicted model, not a curated record. Gene Ontology annotation, cellular component: ribosome.
GUUUUCUAACCUCCUUCUCAGUUGAAUUUUGAUCAGGCAACACGGGGACCUCUUGUUGUGCUGUGCAAGACCUCGCAGACAUAAUCCAAGAUGGCGUCUUCCUUAAGGGUGUGCAGUGCCCUCCGAGUAACGUUGGAAGGCAUUGCACCACUCAGGGCAACAUUUGGCCCUCUCCAUCUCACCCACCUGGCAAGACGCUCUGCCUCCCUACGGCCCCCUUUCCCCACCUACCCCUCAGCCUGGCAGCAGAUGAGACAUGGCAGCUUCUUCAACAAGCUGACGGCAGACGAGUUGUGGUGCGGCGUGUCGGCCGAGACGGGGACCGGGGCCAGGAAGGGUCGGGGGAAGAGGACCAAGCGCAAGAUGAAGAAGGACCUGAACAGAGGGCAGCAGAUCGGUGAAGGCCGCGGGGGGUUCCUGUGGCCCGGUCUGAACGCACCUGUGCUGAGGGCCGGGGAGGUGCAGACCAUGUCCCGGCGCGGGGAGGCGGAGCAGGUGGAGCUGCAGGCGGAGCUGGUGCGCCAGCGGGAGGACUGGGACCGCCGGAGGAAGAUGAGGGUGAAGAGGGAGAGGGGCUGGACCGGACACUCCUGGGGAGGUAUCAGCCUGGGGGCCCCAGACCCGGGGCCCAACGGAGAGACGUAUGAAGACUUUGACUCCCGUGUGAUUGAGAUGAAGACGGUGUUCAACAUGACCGCCAAGGAGGGCAGGAAGAGGUCCAUCAGCUGCCUGGUCGCCGUGGGCAACGGCAGCGGGGCCGCGGGCUUCGCGUUGGGCAAAGCUGCCGACCGGAACACGGCGCUCAGGAAGGCCAAGAACAGAGCUGUCCACUACCUGUACUACAUAGAGCUGUACAACAACCACACCAUUUAUCAUGACAUUAAUUCCACUUGCAAGAGGACCACCCUUCGCAUGAAGAAGCAGAAUAAAGGUUAUGGUCUGCAUUGUCACCGUGCUGUCAUCACCAUGUGCAAGCUGAUUGGAAUAAAGGACAUGUAUGCCAAGGUGGAGGGCUCAGUCAACCUGCUCAACAUCACCAGAGCGCUCUUCACUGGACUGGCCAGUCAGGAGACCCACCAGUCUCUGGCAGAGAAGAAGGAGCUCCACGUGGUGGAGUUCACGGCCGAGCGCGGCCCCUUGCCCGUCGUCGUGGCAACGCCCCGAAGCGGCCCGCGCCGGGAGCCCGAGCGCGAGGACGAGAUCCCCGACACGCGCCUCAACUGGGAGGACGUCCGCGCCGCGCAGGGACUGAAGAAGUCCUUCUGGUCCGGCGUCAAGAGAACCAUCUGGUGACACCGGCGUUACGUCAGCGUCGCCAACCGCACCAUCGACGCUAAAGCGCUGGCCCGCUGGACUGGCCCGUUCCACUGCACCGAAGAUGGGGAGGGGGGGGCGCUGGGCAGGGUUGUUGGAGGAGAGUGGGUCUGGUGUUGGGUGGGGUUGAGGCUUUCUUGACCAGCUUGUUGGGCUGCCAUGUGGCGGCACAUGUCCUGGGUGUAAUAAUUCCAAAUGCUUCAUCCUGGUUAGACCAGAGCUCCGCUGAGGUCAUCAGAGACUGUUCCAGAUGGUCAUGACAUCAUCAAUC